GGCAGCCUAUGACAUCAGCCAGGAACGCCUGGGAUGCCGCUGCUCCGGGCCAACCUCCGAGGAGUAGGAGAGUUCUGCCGGCUAAGAGUUAAUUAGCCCCGCGCGGCGAGGGGGGAGGCGCCAGUUUUCUGGGGACACUGGCUGCCACCGUACUCCUCCUACCCAGGGGAGCUCACGGAGAGUUGGAUGAAUUCCGGGCUGUUAGCUGCGAUCAGCCGGGCUCCCAAGAGCCUGUUCCUGGUGGAAAAAAGGGGGGCGUCUGGCAAAGGGACCAGCGGCUUCCCGAGCCUGUCAACAUGACACUUCUGGGGUCUGAGCACUCUUUGCUGAUUAGGAGCAAGUUCAGAUCAGUUUUACAGUUACGACUUCAACAGAGAAGGACCCAGGAACAAUUGGCUAACCACAGCAUAAUAUCACCACUGAAAAGUCCACCUGAAUUCCAUGAGCAAAGAAAAAGUUUGGAGAGUGACAAGACUGAAAAUUCCCUGAAGCACAGAGUCCGAAACAGGUCUGACCGUGCGGACUUGGUUAAUAUGCACAUACUCCAAGCCUCCACUGCAGAGAGGUCCAUUCCAACUGCGCAGAUGAAGCUGAAAAGAGCCCGCCUCGCCGAUGAUCUCAAUGAAAAAAUUGCUCUGCGACCGGGGCCCCUGGAGUUGGUGGAGAAGAACAUUCUCCCUGUGGAUUCUGCUGUGAAAGAGGCCAUAAAAGGUAACCAGGUGAGUUUCUCUAAAUCAGCCGACGCAUUUGCCUUUGAAGAGGACAGCAGCAGUGAUGGGCUUUCUCCAGAUCAGACUCGAAGUGAAGACCCCCCAGGCUCAGCAGGAUCCCCCCCAGAUGCCAAAGCCUCAGAGACCAAUAUGGCAGGGUCCCUGGGGACAAUCCAGGAUCUCGCUUCUGGGUCAGAAAAUGACAGGAGUGACUCAGCCUCACAGCCUGGCCACCAGUUAGACUCUGGGAAGCAGGGGCUCGGCCCCACCAGCACUGCCACCCCCGUGCACACUGCGGUGAAGUCCAAGUCCCUGGGGGACAGUAAGAACCGCCACAAAAAGCCCAAGGACCCCAAGCCGAAAGUGAAGAAGCUCAAAUAUCAUCAGUACAUUCCCCCAGACCAGAAGGCAGAGAAGUCCCCUCCGCCCAUGGAUUCAGCCUACGCCCGGCUGCUGCAGCAACAGCAGCUAUUCCUGCAGCUCCAGAUCCUCAGUCAGCAGCAACAGCAGCAGCAGCAGCACCGAUUCAGCUACCCUGGGAUGCACCAAGCUCAACUUAAAGAACAAAAUGAACAGAUGGUCAGAAAUUCAAACUCUUCUUCAACACCACUGAGCAAUACCCCCUUGUCCCCUGUCAAAAACAGUUUUUCUGGACAAACUGGCGUCUCUUCCCUCAAACCAGGCCCACUACCACCUAACCUGGAUGACCUCAAGGUCUCCGAAUUAAGACAACAGCUUCGCAUCCGCGGCCUGCCGGUGUCUGGCACCAAAACGGCCCUCAUGGACCGGCUCCGGCCCUUCCAGGACUGUUCAGGCAACCCGGUGCCGAACUUUGGGGACAUAACGACCGUCACGUUCCCGGUCACCCCCAGCACGCUGCCCAGUUACCAGUCCUCCCCCUCCGCCAGCGCCUUGUCCAAUGGCUUCUACCACUUCGGCAGCACCAGCUCCAGUCCCCCGAUCUCCCCGGCCUCGUCCGACCUGUCGGUAGCCGGGUCCCUGCUGGACCCCUUCAACGACGCCUCCCCGUCCUUUGGCCUGCGAGCGUCCCCGGCGCACGUGUGCGCGGAGGAGACUCUGGUGAGCAGCCUGAGCGCUGGCUCCGCGGCAUCUGAGCUGGACGGGCUGGACUCGGAGAAGGACAAGAUGCUGGUGGAGAAGCAGAAGGUGAUCAACGAGCUGACCUGGAAACUCCAGCAGGAGCAGCGGCAGGUGGAGGAGCUGCGGAUGCAGCUGCAGAAGCAGAAGAGGAGCAGCUGCUCCGAGAAGAAGCCGCUGCCUUUCCUGGCUGCCCCCAUCAAGCAGGAAGAGGCCGUCUCCAGCUGUCCCUUCGCGUCCCAGCAAAUACCUGUGAAAAGACAAAACGACGGCUCAGAGGCGGCCUCGCAGGCCUGCGGGGCUGUGCACCUCCCGCCCCGUGGAGGCGCCCCCUGUGUGGAGUCCUCGGCGCCGACCAGUGUGCUUUCUUCCACGUUUCUCAGCCCCCAGUGCUCCCCUCAGCAUUCGCCGCUCGGCGCUAUGAAAAGCCCACAGCACAUCAGUCUGCCCCCGUCGCCCAACAACCCUUACUUCCUGCCCUCGUCUUCAGGGGCCCAGGGGGAAGGGCACGGGGCCCCCUCGCCCAGCAGCAGCCAGGCGUGCCCUGCACAGAACUCAGGGGCACAUGAUGGCCACCCUCCAAGCUUCUCUCCCCAUUCUUCCAGCCUCCAUCCACCUUUUCCCGGAGCCCAGGCAGACAGCAGUCAUGGUACUGGGGGCAACUCCUGUCCCAAAAGCCCGGGUGUACAGCAGAAGAUGACUGGUUUACACUCUUCUGAUAAGACGGGGCCAAAGUUUUCAAUUCCAUCCUCAACUUUUCCUAAGUCAAGUUCAACUGUUUCAGAGAUAACACAGCCUCCCUCCUAUGAAGAUGCCGUAAAGCAGCAAAUGACUCGGAGUCAGCAGAUGGAUGAACUCCUGGACGUCCUCAUUGAAAGUGGAGAAAUGCCAGCUGAUGCCAGAGAGGAUCAUUCAUGUCUUCAAAAAGUCCCAAAGAUACCUGGGCCUUCCCAGAGCCCAACUGCCAUCCUGCCCAAAUCCUCGGGGUCCUUUGAACAAGCAUCUUCAGGAGGCCAGCUGCCCUUUGACCACUAUGCCACUGACAGCGAUGAGCACCUUGAAGUCUUAUUAAACUCCCAGAGUCCCUUAGGAAAGGUGAGUGAUGUUGCCCUUCUGAAAAUAGGGGGCGAGGAGCCUCCUUUUGAGGGGAUCAUGGACGGAUUCUCCGGAAAGGCUGCAGAAGACCUCUUCAAUGCUCAUGAGAUCCUCCCAGGCCCCCUCUCCCCAAUGCACACACAGUUCUCAUCCUCUUCUGUGGACAGCAGUGGGCUGCAGCUGAGCUUCACCGAGUCGCCUUGGGAAACCAUGGAAUGGUUGGACCUCACGCCACCAAGUUCUACACCAGGCUUUAGCUCCGUCACCACCAGUGGUCCCAGCAUCUUUAACAUCGAUUUUCUGGACGUCACAGAUCUCAAUUUGAAUUCUCCCAUGGACCUUCACUUACAGCAAUGGUAGAAUGCCUGAUCCAACAGUGGUCAAGAAGACCCAGAGGCAUUCCAUGGGGAAAGCACACAACAUAAAUGUUUUUACUACCCAAAAGAAGAAGGAAGUUAAAGAGAAGCAAUGGAGACUUCCAUGACAGUCAACAAGAACAAAUAAGGAGUCAUUUUUUAAAAUAGAUAUAAUGUAAUAUUUACCAAUAUUCAGUAACUGUUAAUGAUGUCAGCAAUGCAAUCAAAAAUUUGCUUUCUCAGAUUAUUAAGGCUGCCCCCCUAAAAAUUCUUUCACUGCUUUUUCAAAAUACUUUUUUUCUAGCCCAUCAUUUUUCUC
This is a messenger RNA of Otolemur garnettii (small-eared galago), 3578 nucleotides long. RefSeq names its product myocardin (gene MYOCD). The record is from RefSeq and is a predicted model, not a curated record. NCBI's taxonomy places the organism in Eukaryota, Metazoa, Chordata, Mammalia, Primates, Galagidae. The transcript is spliced from 14 exons. The coding region runs from base 297 to 3263 and encodes 988 amino acids. Gene Ontology annotation, biological process: smooth muscle cell differentiation; cardiac muscle cell differentiation.